Molecule: messenger RNA, 1173 nt
Organism: Penicillium taxi
Lineage: Eukaryota; Fungi; Ascomycota; Eurotiomycetes; Eurotiales; Aspergillaceae
Product: ankyrin repeat domain-containing protein
Exons: 1
Coding region: 1-1173 (390 amino acids)
Molecular function (GO): protein binding
Source: RefSeq, a predicted model, not a curated record
AUGCUUCUCGACACAAAAAAGGUAGAUCUCGAUGCCAAAGACACAAAAUAUGGCCGCACACCAUUAUUAUUGGCUGCCGAGGGUGGUCACGAUGCUGUUGUCAAGAUGCUUCUUGAUACAAACAAGGUAGAUGUCGAUGCCAAAGAUACAAAAUAUGGCCGCACGCCAUUAUCAUGGGCUGCCUGGGGUGGUCACGAUGCUGCUGUCCAAAUACUUCUUGACACAAACAAGGUGGAUGUCAAUAUUGAAAGUUUAGACGACACUACACCACUACUCUUGGCUGCUAAGGGUGGUCACGAUGCUGUUGUCCAGAUGCUUCUCGAUACAGACGAGGUACAUGUCAAUACUAAAAGCGUAAACGACUCUACACCACUACUUUUGGCUACUAAGGGUGGUUACAAUGCUGUUGUCAAGAUGCUUCUCGACACAAAAAAGGUAGAUGUCGAUGCUAAAGACACAGAAUACGGCCAGACAUCAUUAUCAUGGGCUGCCGAGGGUGGUCACGAUGCUGUUGUCCAGAUGCUUCUCGACACAAAAAAGGUAGAUGUCGAUACCAAAGACACAAGAUAUGGCCGGACACCAUUAUCAUGGGCUGCUGAAGGUGGUCACGAUGCUGUUGUCCAGAUGCUUCUCGACACAAAUAAGGUGGAUGUCAAUACUAAAAGUGCAGACGACUCUACACCACUACUUUUGGCUGCUAAGGGUGGUCACCAUGCUGUUGUCCAGAUACUUCUUGAUGCAAACAAGGUGGAUGUUAAUACUCAAAGUAUUGACAACUCUACACCACUACUCUUGGCUGCUAAGGGUGGUCACUAUGCUGUUGUCCAGAUGCUUCUUGAUACAGACAAGGUAGAUUUUGAUGCCAAAGACACAGAAUAUGGCCAAACACCAUUAUCAUGGGCUGCUGAGGGUGGUCACGAUUCUGUUGUCCAGAUGCUUCUCGACACAAACAAGAUGGAUGUCAAUACUAAAAGUGCAGACGACUCUACACCACUACUUUUGGCUGCUAAGGGUGGUCACGACGCUGUUGUCAAGAUGCUUCUCGGCAUAAACAAGUUAGACGUCGAUGCCAAAGACACAAAAUAUGGCCGGACAUCAUUAUUAUGGGCUGCCGAGGGUGGUCACGAUGCUGUUGUCAAGAUGCUCCUUGAUGCAGGAGGUACCUGUGGAUAA